Molecule: messenger RNA, 300 nt
Organism: Ordospora colligata OC4
Lineage: Eukaryota; Fungi; Microsporidia; Ordosporidae
Product: subunit M of DNA-directed RNA polymerase
Exons: 1
Coding region: 1-300 (99 amino acids)
Biological process (GO): DNA-templated transcription; termination of RNA polymerase I transcription
Cellular component (GO): RNA polymerase I complex
Molecular function (GO): zinc ion binding; nucleic acid binding; DNA-directed RNA polymerase activity
Source: RefSeq, a predicted model, not a curated record
AUGUUCUGUGUGUGUGGAACGUUAAUACAUGUUGCCUCCGAGAGUAGGAAGAUAGUAUGCUUAAGAUGCAAGCGAGAAAACAGCAUCGAAAUGUUAAAGCCGGUUUGUAAAACUGUUAAUAUCAAGAAAGAAGCUUAUUUUGAGCAAAUUGAAGUUAAAGGCGCCAAGAUUAAGCAUGAAUGCCCAGGAUGUGGAAAUGAAGAAAUGAUGUACAAUACAGCACAACUGAGAUCUGCAGAUGAAGGGCAAACUGUGUUUUACAGCUGUGAAUGCGGGUAUAAGUUUACGGUACAGUCAUAA